This is a messenger RNA of Baudoinia panamericana UAMH 10762, 529 nucleotides long. RefSeq lists its product as uncharacterized. The record is from RefSeq and is a predicted model, not a curated record. Bases 130 to 363 code for a protein of 77 amino acids. The transcript has a single exon. Lineage: Eukaryota; Fungi; Ascomycota; Dothideomycetes; Mycosphaerellales; Teratosphaeriaceae.
CGACGCGUUGGACGCGAAUACUGCUAUAUUGACCUCGAAGUGGCCAGUGUAGUUGCUGUAUGGCGUCUAUCAUGUGGAUAAGAAUACGACAGUUAUGACAGAGGCUUUGUAGAGCGACGGACUCGAAACAUGGGAGCCAGACCAGCCAUGGACGGUGGUCAAUGCGAGCGAAGUUGCCCCGCUCACGCGUCUACGCGUGACCGCGCCGUUGCUCUCAUAUCGUCGACGGAAGGAACGUUCUCACACGUGGGAAACGUCAUUGCAGUAUACCCUUCCUUCCAGACAUCACGUCCUGCAACCUCGACGGGCUUCCAGAUUGGCGAUGCCUAUGCAGGACAAGCUCGCGUUCUCCCUCGCAUAUGAUCCUCAACAAGGCUUGCGUUAGUCUUUGACGCUCUUGCUGGAAGCUUACAAUAGCAGUUGUCAAGGCUGAUGGAUUCCAUCGUCGUUUCCAUCCUGCAGUCAUUUGUAAGCAAUACGAACUUGAAAGUUGCAAAUCCACUUCUAUGCGGACUUACAGGAGUUGAAC